Molecule: messenger RNA, 1225 nt
Organism: Helicoverpa zea (corn earworm)
Lineage: Eukaryota; Metazoa; Arthropoda; Insecta; Lepidoptera; Noctuidae
Product: clavesin-2-like
Exons: 7
Coding region: 162-1067 (301 amino acids)
Cellular component (GO): membrane
Molecular function (GO): phosphatidylinositol bisphosphate binding
Source: RefSeq, a predicted model, not a curated record
UAGUACUGUAUACGACACCGCGGGUACCGGUCGUGUCUGUGAUCUUACGACAUUUAACAUUAGAUCGUAAAUCGUUUAAUUCGUUUCAUAUAGUUUUUGUGUGUUUUAUGUUGGAUUGUUUAUACUUUAUUAUUUGUGAAUUUUCUACGUAAAUAAGGACAAUGGCUAUCCAAGGCAUAUCUCUAGAAGACGAGUACAAGAAGAACACCGGCACCACGCCUUCUGAUAUCAAGAAGUUAAGAGACUGGCUCGGCACACAGCCCCAUUUGCCUGCAGAAUAUAUCACAGACUUGGACCUGAUCCUGACAUUCCACAGCUGCGACCGCAGCGCGGAGGUGUCGAAGCAAGUGCUGGACCUCCACUACACGCUGCGGACGCUCUUCACCAACUUCUUCAAGGACAGGGUUAUGGAUGCGAAGGUCGAACAGAAUCUUCAGAACGUGUUACUCGAGCCACUACCCACUCGGUCCAGGACCGGAGCCGCCGUAUUCUACUGUCGGCUGCUGGACUAUGAACCAAAGAACUUCGAGUUUGCCAAGUCACUCAAGUCAGUUCUCAUGAUCCUGGAUCUCUGGCAAUUCGAAGAGGGCACGUGGCCUGGCUUCGUGCUGAUCUUCGACCUGGAGGGGCUCCGGCUAGGCCAUCUAGCCAGGCUUGAUGUGCAGACUCUUCAGCAGUUCCUCUAUUAUUUACAGGAAGCCAUGUUAGUAAAAAUCGAAGGCCUACAUUUCCUCAACGCGCCAUCUUUCAUGGACCGGCUCAUGAUGAUGAUCAGGCCGUUCCUCAAGAAAGAGAUGAUGGAUGUCCUCGUCAUCCACCAGAUCGGAGCCAAGACCUUGGACAAGUUUGUGCCGAUGGAGGGCCUGCCCAAAGAAGCCGGCGGGAAUUAUAAGACUUAUGAUGAAUGCAAAAAUGCAAUGUUAGCCAGACUACGUGCAAACAAGGAAUUCUUCGUGAAAGAGAACAAGAAGCGAGUGACCGAAGCCAAGCGGCCAGGCAAGCCGAAAACCAUCUCAGAUAUAUUCGGCAGCGUCGAGGGGUCUUUCAAAAAACUCGAUAUCGAUUAAAAAUAAAAAUGGAGAUGGGAACGUGUUAUUAAAAUGUUUUAAAUUAGCGCCAUCUGUUGAGCAUUUUUAUAAUAACAGGGAUAAUAGGGGCUCGAUAUUGUUUUUUAAAGAAUUUACAGUGGCCAUUUCGUUAUUAUUAAAUGAAUUUGUUUUAAUUA